AUGUCUAACCACAAUUCCCUCCCAUUCUCGCAGGUGGAACUGACCCAAUGGGUGGACGGCGUAGCAGCGUUCGAGAACGGGGACUUUGAAGCUGCGCUCGAUGUGUUUGAGCCUAUCGCGGAUACGGCAAGAAUACACUUCAACAUUGGAAUGACGUUUAUCAACCUCAACGCUUUGGAAGACGCGAUAUCUGCACUAACACGAGCAGUGGCGUGCGACCCCUUCUUGGCCGUUGCCUAUUAUAUGCGCGGCGUAUGCUUCUAUAACCUUAAUGCGUUGAACGAGAGUCUGGCGGACUUCGGGGAGGCGAUUACCUAUCUCCGUGGGAAUGCCUUCAUCGACUAUAACCAGCUGGGCUUGGCCUACAAGCUUCACGCCUGCGAGAUCCUGUUCAAUCGGGGACUGGUCCUUGCAGCCAUGAAUCGGAUGGAGGAUGCGUAUAGGGAGUUCCAGGAAGCUUUGAAAUCACGGCCACAAGACGGGAAAGUCACCUUUGGGAACAUAGAAGAAGCACCAAGGAUGGGCUCCCGCGCGCCGCAGUAUCUUGGCCCGUACGCUGUUCCACCAGACACACUAUACAGGCCGCCAAGCGGGAAAGUGAAAAACAGCGAAAAGAAGGAUUAUAUCGGAAAGGCCAAGGUCGUCGCGAGUGUCGAGGCCACUGACAAUUACGCGGGGUUCAGUGGGCGAGAAUUGAAAUUGAAAACCCUGCCCCGAUCCAAUAGCACGACGGAUAUACCCACCACCGGCGUGAACGGUCGGGCGAUGGCGGACCCCCUGGCACGUUCAAACACGACGAUUGUGCGUCCUGUCAGAGCCAAUACCACGACUGGCGUCCUUGUCAGAUCGGGCACUGUCAACCAACCACAACGGCUAGUAGCUGGCGGAGUCGCCCCAUCGUCGAUAUCGCAGCAGCAACCACAAUCGGCGGAAACGGGAGUGUACCGAAGCAGAUCCACAUCCCUCGGAAGCUCGGCGUCACCGGUACCAGGACCCAUCCGACGAGCAGCUACUGUAACCAACAUCCAACCCCAACGGGGAACACGGGCAAUCUCAAUCAACCCCAUCGAUGAGCUCAUGUCGGAAUUGAGCAUCGAUGAGCAGGACGAGCGCGAUGACCGCGGAUCAUAUACUGAUAAUAAUGAUCGAUACCGGGAAGACGAUAGACGGAAUGGUGGACCGUCGCGGUAUUCGCCGGGGAAUCAAGUAAAUACCACCACAAUUAAUGUCAACCGACGGAUGAUGGAGAGCUAUGAUCGGUCAGUAACCGCGUCACCCGUGUCAAGCAUGGGAAGUAUCCACACGGUCGCUGACAAGAUCAAACUAAAAGCCCAUUUCCGAGGCACAACUCGCAUCAUCCUAAUCCCCACAACCCUCCAGCUCCCCGACCUCAUGACCCGUCUCUGCGAGAAAUUCUGCCUGCCGCCCUCCAACAACCGACCGCCCUUACGCCUCAUGUACGCCGACGAAGACGGCACAAUGGUGACCAUAAUGGACCAGGAAGAUCUGGAAGUCGCUUGGAACGUGCAGGGGAUAGAGUGGGGGGACGGUGGCAGGAUAGAGCUGUGGUGUGAGGCGUAG
Fimicolochytrium jonesii is the source of this 1581-nucleotide messenger RNA. RefSeq lists its product as uncharacterized. Bases 1 to 1581 code for a protein of 526 amino acids. The record is from RefSeq and is a predicted model, not a curated record. The transcript has 4 exons. NCBI's taxonomy places the organism in Eukaryota, Fungi, Chytridiomycota, Chytridiomycetes, Spizellomycetales, Powellomycetaceae. Gene Ontology annotation, molecular function: protein binding.